AUGUCGAUGGAAAUUGCCGGCGGCGAAGUCAUCAGGGUCCAGUCCCUAUCUCAGAACGGCAAAGGUCAGGUUCCAAUCCAGUACAUACAACCCCCAGAGAACCGUCCCAGCAAGCUUAAUACUCCAAACACCGAAAGCAGUAAACUCGUCCCGGUAAUCGACCUGAGCACUGGCCGGAACGCCGACCUUCUUCUUGGGGAAAUCGCAGGAGCAUGCAGAGAAUGGGGAGCCUUUCACGUGACUAACCAUGGCGUUCCGAUCCGAUUGCUGGACGACAUGAGAAGCGCCGGCCGAUCAUUUUUCGAAGACAGCCACAUGGCCGAUAAGAUCCAGUACUCAUGCAACUCCAGUUCUCCGGCGUCUGAGGGCUACGGCAGCAGAAUGCUGGUGUCAUCUGACGACACUGUUUUGGAUUGGAGGGAUUACUUCGAUCAUCACACCUUACCCAUUUCUCGCCGUAAUCCUUCUCGUUGGCCUCACUUCCCUCCUAAUUACAGGUUGAUCUCUGCUCCUUCCUCCUUAUAUUGUUUUGUUCUGUUGGUGCUAACGUUCUGUUUGGUUGCUGAGAAAACACAGUGUAUGUCCUUGGACAGAGAAAUUGUGGUAGACUAUAGUGAUCACAUGAAGGCACUUGCUCAAAAGCUGUUGGGCUUAAUCUCUGAGAGUCUGGGCCUCCCAUCACUGUGCAUUGAAGAGUCCAUUGGGGAAUUCUAUCAAAACAUUACGAUCAGUUACUACCCACCUUGCCCACAACCGGAGCUCACCCUUGGUUUGCAAGCACACUCUGACAUGGGUGCCAUUACUUUUCUCAUCCAAGACGAUGUUGGGGGCCUUGAGGUUUGCAAGGAUGAUGGUGAAGGACACGGAGGAUCAAUGGGCGAAGCAUGGCAAGGGGCAGGAAUGCAGUUGAAGCUCCAGAAAGUGCUCCGAGUGCAGAGAGGCACUAGAGAACAAUGGAGCGUAGAGUGGAGUGCCUUAAGGUGUAGAUGGCCCAAAGUAUCCAAAGAUAUGGCUGGUGUUCUUCACGAUAGGCAUGCCUUAAGGUUAGGUAUCGGACAAGAGGUGGUCAUCUAA
Messenger RNA from Ilex paraguariensis (yerba mate), 1074 nucleotides. The record is from the annotation of a GenBank genome assembly. Lineage: Eukaryota; Viridiplantae; Streptophyta; Magnoliopsida; Aquifoliales; Aquifoliaceae.